This is a messenger RNA of Ricinus communis (castor bean), 1780 nucleotides long. Its product is annotated as tubulin alpha-3 chain. Bases 157 to 1506 code for a protein of 449 amino acids. Gene Ontology annotation, biological process: mitotic cell cycle; microtubule cytoskeleton organization. Lineage: Eukaryota; Viridiplantae; Streptophyta; Magnoliopsida; Malpighiales; Euphorbiaceae. Gene Ontology annotation, cellular component: microtubule; cytoplasm. The transcript has 5 exons. The record is from RefSeq and is a predicted model, not a curated record. Gene Ontology annotation, molecular function: GTP binding; structural constituent of cytoskeleton.
UUGGUUUCCAAAUAAGAGAAAAAAAAAUCAAAAGAAAAAGCAGUUAUAGACAGUGACAAAGAAAGAUCUGUAUAUUAGUUUGUUCUGUGUCUGCUCUAGCAUUGUUUGUUUUGAAUCUUUAAGAGGUUGAAGAAGAGAGUAAAGGGUAUCAGAGAAAUGAGAGAAAUCAUAAGCAUACACAUUGGACAAGCAGGAAUUCAGGUUGGAAAUUCAUGUUGGGAGCUUUACUGUUUGGAACAUGGCAUCCAACCAGAUGGCAUGAUGCCUAGUGACACUUCAGUAGGUGUUGGACAUGAUGCUUUCAACACCUUCUUCAGUGAGACUGGUUCUGGAAAACACGUGCCAAGGGCUGUUUUUGUUGACUUGGAACCAACAGUCAUUGAUGAGGUUAGGACUGGUGCUUACAGGCAGCUGUUCCACCCUGAGCAACUUAUUUCUGGGAAAGAAGAUGCUGCUAAUAAUUUUGCCAGAGGACACUAUACUGUUGGUAAGGAAAUUGUGGAUCUCUGCCUUGAUCGAGUGAGGAAAUUGGCUGAUAACUGCACUGGAUUACAAGGGUUUUUGGUGUUUAAUGCUGUUGGUGGUGGAACUGGUUCUGGUUUGGGGUCUUUGUUGUUAGAACGUUUAUCUGUAGAUUAUGGAAAGAAAUCAAAGCUCGGGUUCACCAUUUAUCCUUCUCCUCAGGUCUCAACUGCAGUUGUGGAGCCUUAUAACAGUGUACUUUCUACUCAUUCCCUUCUUGAGCACACAGAUGUCGCUGUGCUUCUAGACAAUGAAGCUAUAUAUGACAUUUGCAGACGAUCCCUAGAUAUAGAAAGACCAACUUACACCAAUUUGAAUCGAUUGAUUUCGCAAAUCAUAUCAUCUUUGACAACUUCAUUAAGGUUUGAUGGAGCCAUAAAUGUGGAUAUUACAGAGUUCCAGACUAACCUCGUGCCAUAUCCACGUAUUCACUUCAUGCUUUCUUCAUACGCUCCAGUCAUCUCAGCUGAAAAGGCAUACCAUGAGCAGUUGUCUGUUCCUGAGAUUACAAAUGCUGUUUUCGAGCCUUCAAGCAUGAUGGCUAAGUGUGACCCUAGGCAUGGGAAAUAUAUGGCAUGCUGCUUGAUGUACCGGGGAGAUGUUGUUCCCAAGGAUGUCAAUGCCGCCGUUGCCACCAUCAAAACUAAGAGGACUGUUCAGUUCGUUGAUUGGUGUCCAACCGGCUUCAAAUGUGGUAUCAAUUAUCAGCCUCCAUCAGUAGUACCUGGAGGUGAUCUUGCCAAGGUGCAGCGUGCUGUUUGCAUGAUCAGCAAUAACACAGCAGUGGCUGAAGUCUUCUCUCGCAUUGACCACAAAUUUGAUCUCAUGUAUGCCAAGAGGGCAUUUGUUCACUGGUAUGUUGGUGAAGGCAUGGAAGAGGGAGAAUUCUCAGAAGCUCGUGAAGAUCUGGCUGCCCUUGAGAAAGAUUAUGAGGAAGUUGGUGCUGAAGGUGGGGACGACGAAGAGGAAGGCGAAGAUUAUUGAUAUUUCUUUCUUGCCGCAGGAGCAUUUUCAAAUUCAAGACUGAUUCAGUAUGUCAGGGUUUGCCACCAUUCCCUCUUGCGAUUCAACUCUGGUUUUUGUGAUAUGUAUCCAUUACUAUCUUUCUCACAAGCUGUAAAAUUGUCGAAUUUGUUUAUGUUCUCUCUCUCUCUCUCUCUCUUUAUGUGUUCUUUGUGAUAUUAAGUUUGAUAUUCAAAAUAAAGAGCUGCGAGUGAUUAUCAUGAGAAAUGUUAUUGAGCAGGCUUGUUUGGCAUUA